Molecule: messenger RNA, 1305 nt
Organism: Vitis riparia (riverbank grape)
Lineage: Eukaryota; Viridiplantae; Streptophyta; Magnoliopsida; Vitales; Vitaceae
Product: putative disease resistance protein At3g14460
Exons: 2
Coding region: 1-1305 (434 amino acids)
Source: RefSeq, a predicted model, not a curated record
AUGGGAAUUGGAGGCCUCAUCAACCUUCGACAUGUUGAUAUUUCUGGUGCAGUUCAACUACAGGAGAUGCCCCCUCAAAUGGGAAACUUAACCAAUUUGCAAACAUUAUCUGACCUUAUUGUGGGCAAAGGUAGCAGGUCGGGUAUCAAAGAAUUAAAGAAUUUGUUGGGUCUCCAAGGAAAGCUUUCCAUUUCAGGGUUGCAUAAUGUGGUAGAUAUUCAAGAUGCAAGGAGUGUUAAUUUACAGAAGAAGCAGAACAUCAAAGAGUUAACACUGAAAUGGAGCAGUGAUUUUGGUGAAUCAAGAAAUAAAAUGAAUGAGACGCUUGUUUUAGAGUGGCUACAACCUCAUAGAAAUUUGGAAAAGCUCACCAUUGCAUUCUAUGGUGGACCAAACUUUCCAAGUUGGAUAAAGAAUCCCUCAUUCCCUUUAAUGACACACUUGGUUCUCAAGAAUUGCAAGAUAUGCACAUCGUUACCGGCUCUCGGCCAAUUGUCCUUACUAAAAAACUUGCAUAUCGAAGGGAUGAGUGAAGUUAGAACCAUAGAUGAGGAGUUUUAUGGAGGGAUUGUCAAGUCUUGUCCAUCCUUGGAGCUUCUGAAGUUUGAAAAUAUGCCAACAUGGAAAGAUUGGUUUUUUCCAGAUGCAGAUGAACAAGUGGGACCAUUUCCAUUCCUUCGAGAACUUACAGUAAGGAGAUGCUCAAAGCUAGGUAUACAGUUGCCUGAUUGCCUACCUUCUCUGGUUAAACUUGAUAUCUUUGGGUGUCCAAAUUUGAAAGUUCCCUUUUCAGGAUUUGCAUCUCUUGGUGAAUUAAGUUUAGAAGAAUGUGAAGGGGUGGUGUUCAGAAGUGGGGUUGGUAGUUGUCUUGAAACAUUAGCUAUUGGACGGUGUCACUGGCUUGUAACGUUGGAGGAGCAAAUGCUACCUUGCAAACUUAAAAUUUUGAAAAUACAAGACUGUGCUAACCUGGAGGAGCUGCCAAACGGAUUGCAAAGUCUCAUAUCUCUCCAAGAGUUGAAAUUAGAGAGGUGCCCCAAACUGGUUUCAUUUCCAGAGGCCGCUUUGUCACCCUUGCUCAGAUCUCUGGUGCUGCAGAACUGCCCAUCUCUCAUAUGCUUUCCAAAUGGUGAGCUGCCUACCACGCUCAAGCAUCUGAGGGUUGAAGAUUGUGAAAAUUUGGAGUCUCUACCAGAGGGAAUGAUGCACCACAAGUCCUCUUCCACUGGAUACUGCUUGGUAGAGAUGUGGCAGGAAGCAGAGGGUGAAGAUGACAAAAGAUCUUUGACAGAGGUUACUCACUGA